AUGGCUUCUUGCGGCGAUAUUGCGAGACAUGACGGCGGGCCGGCCGCACAGCCCUACGAGGACGGUCACUCGAGUAUUCGGAAGCUGCCCUUGGAGCUGCUCUACCACAUCAUUCGCCUGGCAGCCUCCACGGAUCAUAAGACGGCACACGUCUGCGCCUAUAUCUCCAAGCUCGUCUGUAGAUGGACAGCGCCCGAUCGAUGGAGGACUAUCAUCUGCACCGAUGUCCGUCAAAUAGAAGCUUUGUGGGAGAUAGUCGAGAACCCCCCGCCCUCCCUUUGGCCCUCGUCACAGAGCGACAAGACCUUCACAUCGCUUCCAUCUCGUCAGCCGGCAAGAUUCGUCGAGAACCUCUUCAUCGACACGCUUCCGGAGUCGCUCCCGUCAAAACUCACCACCUCCACGGGCUCGCCCACCGAUCUUCGCACGAUCCUCAACUUGCAGGCCAAGCACCAGCAGAUGAAGCCUUGCUGGGCAGAACGAUGUCCGCAUCUCGACGCAAGCAAUGUCUUGGUCCACGGACCCGGUCAUCUGCCGCAUCGGGUAUAUAGCAUCUUGCGCCACUUUCAACAUGUCAACUACCUGGCCCUCGGGCCCGUCGAAGUCAAGCUGCUCAGGGUUCAUUCCGUCUCGCCCGCCAAGAUGCUCUGCCUGGCAGAUGGCGACGACGCUCUCAAGUGCAUCCUUUACACUCCGCCGCAUCCCAUCAGCUAUGCCGGAAGGAUCCGACAUACACAUCAAGAGGCUCUCUGGCGUGCCGACGGCUCUGGCAACUGGCGACCGUCUCUCGAGCAGUUCAGAAGGAGACUCAGAUCGCUACACUUCAUCUGCAUCGACCCAAAGAGCGAGCUGUCGGGUAUCUCGAUGCCCUUCAAAGAGGUCGACGCGAUGCGUUCUGGAAGCUUCGGAUCGCUGUCAUUCCUGCGCCAGAUGGCUGACCACGAAUUAAGCGGCCUGCCACCGCGCCUUUCGCACGAAGAAAAGCAAAACGCUUUGGCUUCAAAAUGGUACAUUUGGCCAGCAGAGGAUCCCAAAGGGAAGAGACGCCACGUCGAGGGGAGCGACCCUUUGGCGCCAGGAACUGCAACUGCGAGCAGCGCCGACGAGAGCACCACGAUGGCUGAGCUCGACCCGUUCGAAAACGAAUACAGUCGCAUCCGACCUUCCUUCUGGACCGACUUCCAGCAAGGCGUCACCAAGAUCCGCUACGACACUCGCAAAUUCGCCUUCCGCCCUUGCGAGAUCACCGCCAGCCGAUUGAAGCCGUUCUUCGAAGAGCUUUCGACGACGGGUGGCAAUGCCGCCCAUAGCCAUUCUGAGAACCCCUCGGCGUCCUUCACGCACAGCGGACCGCGGCACGCAGCUCCCCACAGAGGUGCUGGGCACUUCUCCAAGCCGGAUCCAGGCGGACAGCACAGCAGGGAGGCAUCGACAUCUAAGCAGGCGGCUCUCAACUCGUUCGGAUGCAAUCAGUUCCAACAACUACAUCUUUGCUGGGACCCCGUGCCUGGCGCCGAAGGUGUGGAUCAGACCGCGACCGCCAACAAUCCAGCCGCUGGCACUGUCCCUUCCGCGAUGUCAAAAUUGAGCCUGAACGGCGGAUCAGAUUGGCCCGCGGAAAGACACGACAUCUGGACCAACACAACGUCGCAGAACAACGAAGCGCGAGCACCGCCGCCGCACACGUCGAAAGCCGCGGCUGCCCACAAGUCAGCUGCAACUCGAUCCGAGAGCGCAACUACCUCGCUCAAUCCCUGGAUCAUCCCCAGCGCCAUCGAAUCCAAGCAGUCCAAAGCCUUUCGCGCCGACCUCGUCGACUCGAUCCGCACCACCUUCGGAUGGACGCGGCAAGACCAGCAAUUGCUGAGCGACACGCCGUGGCUGUCCAAUGGGGCUGAUCUGGAUCAGAGGCUAGAAGGCCAAGAGAGACGACACCGACUCGAGAACCUUGUUUCCGAGAUCGCAUAUCAGCAGACCCCUCCGUCUAGCGAUCAGGACGUCGCCCACGCCAACCGCGGAAUCUCGUCGGACGAAAAGCUGUCCGUCCGCCUGGUGCCACCUGCCGAGCGGCUCAGGUUGGGCGGCAUGUAUGUGCCCUACACCAAGUCGCAGCGUGUCCAGUGGUUCCUCGACAAUCUCGAUACGGACGAUGCCUGA
Messenger RNA from Kalmanozyma brasiliensis GHG001, 2157 nucleotides. RefSeq lists its product as uncharacterized. The record is from RefSeq and is a predicted model, not a curated record. NCBI's taxonomy places the organism in Eukaryota, Fungi, Basidiomycota, Ustilaginomycetes, Ustilaginales. The transcript has a single exon. The coding region runs from base 1 to 2157 and encodes 718 amino acids.